Molecule: messenger RNA, 2743 nt
Organism: Gasterosteus aculeatus aculeatus (three-spined stickleback)
Lineage: Eukaryota; Metazoa; Chordata; Actinopteri; Perciformes; Gasterosteidae
Gene: got1l1
Product: glutamic-oxaloacetic transaminase 1 like 1
Biological process (GO): L-aspartate biosynthetic process
Cellular component (GO): cytosol
Molecular function (GO): L-aspartate:2-oxoglutarate transaminase activity; pyridoxal phosphate binding
Source: RefSeq, a predicted model, not a curated record
GAUGAGCACACCCGGCAGCCGCUGUAACGAUAAAGUGGUCAAGCAAAAUGGAGACCCAGGAGAUCACCUCUCUGUGUUUACCAAUACACAGACCCCAGCAGGCAGUGCUAAAGCAAGGCUGAUGUUUGCCUUUAAGAAAGACACUGACACCAGGAAGGCUUACCUGGCAGGGAGAGAGUAUUACAGCGAGGAAGGAACGACCUUUGAACUGCGACUUGUUCAAAAAAUAAAACAGCAGCAAAGCGCUGAUCCCACUUCUCGUCCCGGGUAUCCAUCCUCCCUUGGUGUGAGAGAAUUCAUUAGAAGAGCCACGGAGGUGGCUUUGGGGAAGAGCUCUCGAGCUGUAGUGGAGGAUCGGGUGUUGGGUGUCCAAACUCCUGGUUUCACCGCUGCAGUUCGUCUUGGCGCUGAACUCUUGAGACACUGGUACGCUGUCCGUACCGUUUGGUGUGGGCCGGUCUACCUGUCGUCCCCGUGUGAUGACUCGUUGGCUGGUAUCUUCCAGGCAGCCGGCAUCCAAGACAUCCGUGAGUAUUAUUACUGGGAUUACAAGCGGCGGGGCAUUUGUUUGGAGAAGCUUCUGGAGGAUCUGACGAAGGCUCCUGAGCAGAGUGUUGUUGUUCUGUCAGCAUCUGCGCACUAUCCCACCGGAGCAGCCCUCUCUCAGAAUCAAUGGGCUCAGAUUGCAAACGUCAUCAUGCGGCGCCGGCUUUUCCCCUUCUUCUUGCUGCCGCCUCAGGCGCUCUGCUACGGAGACUUGGAGCAGGGUGUCUGGCCCGUUCGGUACUGUGCGUCGCAGGGGAUGGAGCUCCUCUGUGCCCAGUCGUUCUCCCACUGCUUCGGGCUGUAUGGUGAGGCUGUCGGGCACCUACUGUGCGUCUUAAAGCAGAAAUCCCUCCUGUUUCCCAUGGAGUCUCAAGCCGACAGAAUAGUGAGGUUGCUCUGGGCCCAGCCGUCGGCGGGAGGCGCGUGCGUUGUCGCCACGGUUCUCGGUAACCCAGCCCACCUCGUUGAAUGGAAGGAGGAGGUAAAGCGCAUCGUGGAGCGAUGUAUGCUGAUCAGAGAGAUUUUGAGAGAAAGGCUGAGGCUUCUGGGAACGCCGGGCUGUUGGGACCAUCUGACUCAGCAAGGCGGACUCUACUGUUUUACAGGCCUGAACGGGGAGCAGGUAGACUUUUUGUCUAAGAAGAGACAUGUGUAUCUGCUCCCCGACGGCUGCCUAAAUGUGAGUGCAAUCAACAGUCGUAACCUGGACAAUAUCGUGGAGUCCAUUCAUCUGGCUCUCACCACUUCGGACUGACCCUUUCGGCCGAGCACUAUAAUCACUGUUCAAAGGCCCUUUCAGUUUGUGAAGUUCUCGUUUAAAUCAAACCUUUCACGUGUCAUCGUUUCAAGAUUACUUCGGUUGAGUAAAAUGUGGGGGGAAAUAUGAAUAAUUGAACUACACCUGCCUUUUAAUAACAGAGGUGUGAUCUAUCAAACUAUGAAGCAAUGGAGCAAGUCUGCUUGUGUGUUCUCAUCUGAUGCAGUUCACACCUGGAGUGUGUACUGAUGUGGACUCAAGCAAGUCAUUUGAUAAGUUUGGUGCACAUGCAACACUUUUACUAUGUAUAAAGUUUUAAUAAACAUGAGAUAAUAUUGCUAAAUGAAUGCUAACAUUGCAACUUAGCGCUUAUUCACUUCCGCGGAGCCCCACAGGAACAGCGGCACUCAUUGCAAACACGCCACAUACCUAAUCCGUGGCGUAUGUACUGCAUGGUUCCUCUUAAAUAGACAGUUAGGUAAGCUUUUACCAGCAGGCUGCUCACAUCCUGGGUUCACCUAAGUAUGCUUAAGGGACGACCGGGCUGUUUUUAAUGCCACUUGUGAAGAGGCUCUGCUCUGUUCAAAAAUCAUCACCGCUCAUUUCCAAACAAACAUCAUUUAGAUAAACCAAUCACGGAAUGGGAAUCAAAAUGGUCACUCGCAUGGAAACAUAUUAUAACCUAAUGAAGUGAUAUGAACAGUCCUCCAACCUUUCUUUCUUUAGUGGAACUUUAAUGAAAGCUCAUUAGGAGGUCCUGCAUUAAUUCUUAAGGGAAAAGUGAAGCAGAGGCAGCCGCACAUUAUAGUUAAAUGUAAAAUAUUCUUUCUUUAACAGGCAAUGCAUAACCAUGAAAAAGUGUAACAGCCUUGUGACGGACGUUCAGAUGAUGUCUGGGAGUGUGUGUGUGCUUUACACAGAACAGUACAUCAGCCGUAGGUAAAAUAAUAUAAAAGUGGGGGCGGAAAAUCUGUGUUUAGACUUUGUUAUUGUAUUAUGAAAGCAGCUGAAAUCACAGCAUGGGUUUCAAUACGUAUAUAUAUACGUAUUGAAACCCAUGCUGUGUAGAAAGCAGAUUUGAGCCACUUUCAUAAUACAACUGGGUUGAAGGGCAUCCAUUACAGUGUGUUUUCAAUAGACAGAAGCUCAUUCAGUGAGCGACUGAGACACCCAGAGAGCGUAUUGAUCCAACAGAAGGACGAUUUUUUAAUCAGUAAGUUCAGAUGUGUUUUUUGGAUUUAGCACCUUUCUGUUGCCAUUGAUGUCUUCAAUCCCAUUUCAUGAUGUUAUUGAUCAUUCGUAAUUGGUUUUCUGUCUGUUUAUCUGUUUGUAUAUUGUAGGCCGUGUGGGUUAAUGUGGUGGCAGAUAGUUUCCUCAAAGGGGAGUAAUAGGUCGUCGUGGCGCAGGGGUUAGAGAAGGUGUGUUGGGAAGCACAAGGUU